Messenger RNA from Passer domesticus (house sparrow), 1764 nucleotides. RefSeq names its product TCL1 upstream neural differentiation-associated RNA (gene TUNAR). The coding region runs from base 824 to 1048 and encodes 74 amino acids. The record is from RefSeq and is a predicted model, not a curated record. The transcript is spliced from 4 exons. NCBI's taxonomy places the organism in Eukaryota, Metazoa, Chordata, Aves, Passeriformes, Passeridae.
CCCUGACCCAGAAGCAUCUUUCAAUGCGGUCCUCCCUGUUUUCCAUCGGUGUUGCAUUUUACUCUUUGGGGUUUUCUUCUGGGAGAAGAAGGUGUCGGUGUUAACCAGGCGCGUCCGGCGAUGCCGCCCGCCGCCAGCCAGCCCUGCGCCCUCGGUGGAGAUGACGGCAGUGCUUGAGGGCGAUGUUUUUCGCCGGGACCGCGCGGCUGGCGAGGCGGUAACGCCGAGGCGGGGAGCAGCUCCACAGCCCGCUGCCCUCACCGGAGCCGCCGCCUGAGCAGCGCUGUGCCCCGGCCGGGCGCCCGCGGCCCCGCCGCCUCGCCUGGGGAGCAGCACGCCCGCUCCGGGGGCUCCUCGGGGACGCGCCGGCUUCCCCGCCGGCUUCCCUGCCGGCUUCCCUGCCGGCAUUCCUGCGCCAUCCUGGGGCGGCCCGUCCCGCACACGUGCCGGGCCAAGGGAAUGAAUUCUCUGCACCCAGACAGCAAUAAACCUUCAGCUGCUGACCACUGACAGAAAUCUAUAUACACCAGUGUGGGAAACCUCAGCUUUAAAUGAUUCAACAUUUGUUCCCUCUGAUGACACCGUGAAUCUGGGAAUGAAGAACUUCUUAGAGCUGAUUGGAAAUGGCAUUGCGGAGCUGAAACUUAACUGGAGGAAAUACAUCUCCUGAAGAAGAAAAUAUAAUGCACUGUAAGGAUCUGUCUUCUGGUGAAAAAUUCAAGCCUAGAGAAAACUUGUCCGCUUUGUUAGGAAGAAUGGGUUGGACAAUUUUCUUCAGUUCCAAAGGAUAUCUGAAUGCCAUGCUGAGCUUAAUCUCUGCAGCAUGCUCUGUGCUUCUCAUCUCUUCCUGAUGCACUGCAUGGUUAUUCUGAAGGGGAGGAUAAAGAAACUGGCCACCAAGAUGGUAAUCACAAGUGGAAAUGAAGAAGAUAAAGGCAGUCAAGAAAAGGAAAGCAAAGAAGAAACCAUCUUGGCCAUGCUUGGAAUUAUUGGGACAAUUCUGAACCUCAUUGUGAUCAUUUUUGUGUAUAUUUAUACAACGUUGUAAACUAGAAGGCAUGCAAAUAGACCAGAUAAAACGGCCAUUAAGAGUGACAACAAACAUUGCUGACUAUUGACAAGUUCUUUAAUCAGAAUUGACUCUGUAUUAUAUUAACACAUCAUAAAAGCACUGCCUGAAGGCAGCGAAGACUGAAGCACAAUUAAUUUAACAAGACUUUUUCACAGUAAUAAGCUUAACUCUUCUCUCCUGCCCUCUCCCUUUUGGUUUGGUUUUCAGUUUGGGGGAGAAUGACUGCAGUUAUGUAAGUUGUAGCUUUGAAGAAAUCCACCAGGGAUAUGUUGUUUUAACACAAUUAAAAAAAAAAAAAAGGAAGAGAAAAGAAAGGGAGAAAAAAAAAAAAAGAAAGAAACUGUAAACUAUAUAUAAUUAGAAAUGUAUGUUGUAUACCCGCAAAGAUUGAACUCAAAGAUAGCUUCAUAGCACAGAUCACGUGUCUGUUAGGUCAAAUGGUUUUUUCUCUUGGUUUUUGCUUUUACUUACAUUGAAUCUGACAAGCUUUUUAUUUAGAAUGAACAUAUGGUGCAAUCAUGAAAAAAACAAUUCUGUUGAGCAAGGUCUGCCUAAACCUGAUAAAAUGUUGGGAGAAAUAUAAUACAUGGUUAUUUUUCCUUUCUCAUUUGCUUAACAUCUGUGUCUGUUCAUACCAAUGUUUAUAAAUAUAUAUUUUUAAUAAAUGUGCUAUAUUUUUAGCAUGAACCAAA